AUGCCAAUCUUCUGUGAAGUGCGCACUCGUGGCUGCUCCACCAAUCAGCACCACGAAGAAACAGCAACUUCAACACAAAGCUCGGGUCGACCGCACCCACAGGACCAAGCGGUGGCUUCUAACACAGCUGGAGAUGGACGUAGGACCGUCCCACGAGCGCUGGAAAGGGUCGCAGAAGCGCCUGAGACGUUUGUUGGUGGUCCAGAUGACGAUUUCGUCGAGGAAAUCGAGAGUGAAGCGAACGAGAUUCGACUGUUGAUUGCUCGAACGGCGCAGCUGUGGUCUCGAGUGGAGUCGGGACAGGACGUUGUUGCUUCUGGACCUUUUCAGCCUUUAUUUCGAGGUGGUCCAGCUCCUGCUUUGUCCGGCAGGAGCACUUUAAGCAGCGAUGACGAUGAGGUUGACGGAGACGAGGACGGUAUACAGACACAGAGUGAUGAAAUGGGGCUCUGUGACGCGGUACGAGGUGGGAGAGGGCACUCUAACGGUACUGGAGCGUUUGGACAGUCGUUCACGUCUAUUGGCAGCAGCAGCAGUUUCUUCCCUUCUUUUCCAUUGAUUGAACGAGAGGAUCAAGGAGAAGGGGAUGGUGACCUAAGGAGCGUCGGUCGUAGGUGCGCGAGCGUGAGUGAUGGGGAGACAGGUGGUGAACAAAUGAGUGAAAGGAGUGGAUUGAUGCUGGAGCAAGACGGAGUUGUUGGGGCGUCGAUUCGAGCGCUGAACGCUUCGAAAGCUUGUGUCGUACAAAAUGCUGUAGUUGGACACCUGGUGCAAUUAGGGUUUCAUGAGGAGGCCACGCGGGUAGCGCUAGAGGCAGGUGUUUAUGAGAUUGAUCACUAUGACGCUGACUGCGAGUUGGAAGACGCCGACAUCUUCAUGUCGCUGGUGAAAUUAGUGUGUGACGCGCAUGUCGAUGUCCUGAAUGAUCGCAAGGAGGACAGACAACAGUGGGUGCGAGGUUCUGCAGGUUAUGAACAAGUUGACGUGGCGGACGGAACAGGAACUUUCACCUCUGAGCAGCACGCGUUUCUUCCGUUCGAGUGGCCUGUUUUUGACAUGGCACAAUUCGAGUUCGGAAAUGCGCGCCCGGGGACGUGCUUUAACAGCGUCUGCGUGUUGACAAACCUACCAAAAGUGUCAAUGGACCGCACGGAGGAAUUGAUGGAAUUGUUGUCUUACAAUCUGUUUUGCAUGAUUGAUGACCCUAUUCAAGUGGCCAUUCCAUCGGCACGUUCCACGGGGCGUACGAAAGGACAUGCUUUUGUAGAAUUCGAUGAUCCAACUAUCGCACAGAGAUGCGCAGUGGCAGUGGAUGGGCUGACAUGGGGGAAAGGACCAUCUGGCAGAAUCAGGGGGAACUUGUUUCGACGAUAUCAAUCGAAAUUCUCUACUGCAAAGCGUAGGCGAACACCUAGAUUGGAUGAAGACGAGGCAUCGCCUCCUCGUUUGCUUUCAGGUAUUCCCAAGUCGAGGUCCGUCAGGAAUACUGCUCCUGCAUCACCGCGUCUGCAUCAGCAAUUUUUGCCCAGUCGUGAUUCUAUCCGGCAGCAUUUGCUCUGUGACAGCGAUGACGAUAGCUCUGACACGGGCGAGUACGUUGUUUGCCGUCCUUCAGGGUAUGCACGGUUUGACCCGUCCCCAUUGCUGGAUCCAUCUUCAGGCAGCGUUGAUAUCGAAGCGCAACAUAUACCUAUUGAGCACGAUUAUACGGAGCAGCUUGGCUGGAACGACAGAAUGAUGGAUGUUGGAUGCACGAUGCAGCAGCGGAGUCAAGUGGAGGACAACGAUGAAAUCGGCGAAGUUGUCGACAAUGACGGCGUGUUUGAAUUCCAAGGUCUAGAUGAAGGAAAGCUGAUGGGCCAAUUACGUUUUGACGGCAGUCACUGCAAUAGCUCGAUUUGCUCGCAAACUCGAGUUUCAUUGUCGUCCGACGAAGAGCUGGAUGCUCCAUCGCAUCGGACAUCAACGGUGUCCGCCAUCGAACAUGAAGCUCAUGCUGAUUAUAUUAUUGAGAAUUCCGAAGGUAUCUACGAUAGCGAUGGUGGCACCGAAAAGCCAUGGCGGAGAUUCUGCAAAGACUUGAUCGUCUGUAAUCGUGAAAUGCAAGAGCAACUUGCUCUGGCGCGCAUUCGCAUCGUCCAGCUGAGCCGCAACAACCAAAAGCUGCACUUGCUAGCUGACCGUGUGGAGCGAGAUCGUGAUGGUUUACUUUACGAAAACGACUUACUGCAGACGCAACUUUGCGGGUACGAAGACCAGAAGCGGCGUUAUGACUCUAUGAUGAAGGAGUUGGUGUCAUUGCGGAAAUACGUAGCCGAGCAAGAACAGUCCUUUGUUGCACGAAGCCCGAAAUGUGAACAUUUUGCUACCGGUGUCAAUUCUUUGGAUGCAGCCUUGAGUUCCGCCGAUAGCAUACAAGCAGCGCUUUCCCACGUAUCCUCGGUCUCUCUUGCAAAUUGCGAAUUUCAGGAGCUGAAAGAGUGGGAGCAAAAGCUGGAGAACACGUUGAGUCAAGUGCGCUGUAGUAAAGAGGAAAGGGCGCUAGAACUGCAGAAGAAGCUUGACCGCCAGGUCGAAGAGCAGAAUGAGCUCAAGCUUUGCGUGAUCUGUCUCGCCAAUGAGAAGAGGAUUCUGUGUCUACCUUGCCGUCAUUUAUGCUUGUGCGAGACGUGCGCCUACCGCCAAGAAGUGACCAAGUGCCCAAUUUGCCGCUUAGAGAUUGCGGAAGUACUUGCCGUGUACUCCUAA
Messenger RNA from Peronospora matthiolae, 2748 nucleotides. Lineage: Eukaryota; Oomycota; Peronosporomycetes; Peronosporales; Peronosporaceae. The record is from the annotation of a GenBank genome assembly.